UAAAUUUUGAUAAAGAAAACUAUAACCUAAAUCUGGCGAAUAGAGACUUUUUAAAUUUCGUUAAAUAGAAAUACCUACUACUGUCAGAGCAGAAAUGAAAAAUGUUUACGAAUGAUUUCAAUCUUAAAUUAAAUUAGGGGAUUAAUAAUUUUAAUGGUAUAUUUUAAUGAAGUGUUAAGUGAUUUUUAAAUAGUUAAGCAUGCUCAGAGCGGUUUCCGUGUUGUGUGGAGAAAGUCAAUCUUUUUUACUUUAUACCACCGCUAGGAGAGAUGCCUACAAACUCUUCCGUAAUACAUAUGCCUCUGCCUCGACAUCAUCACAGCGGCCAAGGAAAAUUAAGAAAUACCGAACUACUGUCCUUACAUCGGAAGCAUCACAAGCAUCACAUAGUCCCAGUGUACAUUCACCCCCUCCUGCACAAUCAAGUCCACCUCCUACACCGCCAUCACAGUCUCCGCGGCGAUCAUGGACCGUUGCAGCAGCCCUAGCACUCACCGCAUCGGUUGGUGGAAUAUAUUUCUUUCGUAAGCUGAGUGAAGAAGAAAAUAAAAUAAUACCCUCUGAAGAUGCACCAAAAAAGAAUGUUGAGCCAGUACGGACACCCAUCCCGGCGUCUGCGGAUCAUCUACCGCGACACGUGCAGUUCCUGCUGGUCGGUGCUGGUACUGCCUCGUUUGCAGCCAUGAGGGCGAUACGCAGUCAAAAACCCGACGCCCAGGUGCUGAUGGUGGGUUCGGAGUACCAGCUGCCGUACAUGCGGCCUCCGCUCACCAAGGAGCUGUGGCGGGAGCCAGACCUGGACAAAGUCACAGACCUCGACUCCUUGACCUUUAAACAGUGGAACGGCAGGGUGAGAAGCCUGGCGUACGAGCCGAGCGCGUUCUACACGCCCGUGGAGCAGCUGGAGGAGCGCGGCGCGGGGUGCGGGGUGGCGCGGGGCUGGGCGGUGCGGCGCCUGGACGUGGCGCGGCGCCGGGCCACGCUGGAGGGCGCGGGGGGCGCGGGGGGCACGCACACGCUCACGUACGACUACUGCCUCGUCGCGACCGGCGUGGUGGCGCGGCGCUCGGCGGCGCUGGCGGGCGCGCGGGGCGCGGGGCGGGCGCGCACGCUGCGCACGGCGGAUGACGUCACGCAGCUGGCGGCGCGGCUGGCGGGGGGGGACGUGCAGCGCGUGGCCGUGCUGGGCGGGGGGCUGCUGGCCACCGAGCUCAGCGCCGCGCUCGCCGCCAGAUUAAAGGAUACGGGCAAAACAGUAUUAGAAUUGUACCGAGAGAGUAGUCCUCUAGCGUCCAUCCUGCCCUCCUACCUCGCGGAGGAGGCCGCCCGAAGGCUCCAAGAAGCGGGGGUCACACUCCUGCCUGAAGCGGACGUGGUAGAUUCUAGAGUGGUUGAUGACAAAGUGCUGAUGCGACUUGCGAGUGGUGCCGAGGUGGAGGCAGACUACGUGGUGGAGUGUGUCGGCACGGAGUUCGACCCCGCGCUGGCCGACGCCUCCGAGCUGGAGGUGCACCCUGAGCUGGGCGGGGUGGUCGUCAACCCUGAGCUGCAGGCCCGGCCGCGCGUGUGGGCGGCGGGAUCUGCCGCGUGCCACUGGGCGCCGCGGGAGGGGCGGCGGCGGGGCGCGCUGCACGACCACGCCGUGACGUCAGGGCGCCGCGCCGGGGACAACAUGCUGGCCGACAUGCUGGGCACCGCGCCCGCGCCCUACACGCACCCGCACAUGUUCUGGACCGACCUCGGGCCCGACCUCGGAUACGAGGCCAUCGGCACCAUCGACUCAAAACUAAAGACCGUCGGAGUGUUCUCUGAGGACGCCGUCACGGAGCUCCGUGCCCACGCCGCCGCCGCCGGGGAGGGGGACGUGGGGGGGCCGGGGGAGGGCGCGGCCGGGGCGGCGGUGAGGCUAGAGGGGGGCGCGGCGGGGGGCCGGCGGUACGAGCGCGGCGUGGUGUUCUACCUGGAGGGCCGGCGCGUGGUGGGCGUGCUGCUAUGGAACCUCUUCAACCGGAUGCACGUGGCCAGGCAGGUGCUGGCGCAGGCGGAGUUCGAGGACCUGUUCGAGGUGGCCAAGCUGUUCGCGCUCCACGAGGACGAAUAGGCGCUGCAUUUAGUUCUUGUUGUAUAUAUUUAUGUUAAAAUAGAUUAAUAAAGAUAUG
Messenger RNA from Bombyx mandarina (wild silkworm), 2159 nucleotides. Its product is annotated as apoptosis-inducing factor 1, mitochondrial. Gene Ontology annotation, molecular function: NAD(P)H oxidase H2O2-forming activity; FAD binding; protein dimerization activity. Gene Ontology annotation, biological process: apoptotic process; mitochondrial respiratory chain complex assembly. The record is from RefSeq and is a predicted model, not a curated record. Gene Ontology annotation, cellular component: mitochondrion; cytoplasm. NCBI's taxonomy places the organism in Eukaryota, Metazoa, Arthropoda, Insecta, Lepidoptera, Bombycidae.